GUAGAGAAUAUUUACAAGUUUUGCAUCAGCCGAUGCAGCCAGCCGAACGAAGUGACAGCUAGGCUACGUCUUUUAACAAAACUUCUUUUUUGACACUGAUAAUGGCGACCGUAAGAAUAAUUGUUUUGUCGUUAUUCGUUUUAUUUCUUCCUCACAUCAAAUGCUGGAAUGAAGGAGCUGUGUUGCUGCGCGAUGUUCAGGUUCUCACUUUGUACAAGGGACGAUACACCACAGCUAGGCGCUCAAGUCCCGUGCCGCAGCUGCAGUGUGUUGGAGGAUCGGCGGGUUGCGGAGCUUUCAUCCCUGAAGUGGUCCAGUGUCAAAACAAAGGUUGGGAUGGAGUUGACGCUCAGUGGGAGUGCAAAGCAGACAUGGACAAUGCCUACCGGUUUGGACGUGUCGAGGUGAGCUGCGAAGGCUUCAACCAGCCUUCCGACCCCUACGUCCUCAGUGGCUCCUGUGGGCUGGAGUACACUCUGGAACUGACGGAGGAAGGCCGCAGCCGACGCUCCCACCAGGGCUGGGGUGGUGGAGGAGGAGGAGGAGGAGCAGGAGCAGCAGGAGCAGGAGGAUGGGGCUCCAAUGGCGGCGGCUUCUCCGGGUUUGCAUCCAGCUUCUUCAACGGCUUCUCGGGCAACAAGCACCAGCAUCAUGGGGGUCAGCAGCAGAGAGCCGGCUCGGGAUACGGGCAGCACCCAUCAGGGGACGGAGAGGGCGCCGGGGGCCUGAUUGGCGUAGUUCUGUUGCUGGCGCUGGCAUAUGGCGUGUACAAAAUGUUCCUGUGUGGGCCGACACAUGGGCAAGGCCAAGGGCAGGAGCGUUUCCCCAACGAUGGAGACCGGCAAAAUGGCCAGGGGGGUCCUAACGGCCCUCCUCCUCCAGGGUUCAAGCCAGAUUACAUGGGGGCAGACCACUCCACUGGGGGUCAGGGCUACCCGGGGUCAGGUCCUAGCUAUGGCUUUGCUGACCAGUUCACCAGACCACAACAUGGCCCCCGUCACAACAAUAAUGGGCAGUUUUGGAGUGGCAUGGGCACAGGAGGAAUCGCAGGAGGAAUUCUGGGAUACCUUUUUGGAAAUCGGCGUCAACCAACCACUGGUCAUUCUUGGGGAACAAACAACACCCACAACACCCACAACACUCCCAGGACCCCACCACCAAGCUCCGGAACACGGACUGCCUCUGGAUUUGGUGGCACCAAAAGGCGAUGAGAUGUUGAGGACAAUGAACUUAAUGGAACAUAUUUUGCAAUAUGACCACUUCAUGUGAGAAGUAAUUUUUAAUGUGAUAUUAGCUUUUCAACAGAGGCACCUUACAGUAGGUUGGGUAGAAAGAAAAAUGUGUGAAAAAAAGGCCUGUAGCCUUACAGUAUGGUUAUGGUUAUGGCUAUUCAAACAAUAACUUAAUGAAAAUAAGCAAUGAAAGAGAUAUGGUUGAGGGUUCUAAAUGCUAUAUUGUCUCCAAGAAAAAGCCCUAAUGUAAAAUGGUCACAGUUUUACUCUAAUGCUGUGAACGGUUACGGUUAUAUCAACACCAGGGCCAGCAUUUUUACUGCACUGAUGUGGACACUGGAAUUGUUUGCAGGAUUAUCCAACAUGCAGUUGUUGUUUUUUUUACUGUGGUGUGCAUAGCAUACAGGUUGUUAAAUGGCUUGAUUUGUCGCUAUAUCAUGAGGGUCCAAUGCUUUACGACCUGAAACUGAGUGAAAAAAAAAAGAAUAUAAAAAAUAUUUUUGUUUUGAAAGACAAGAAGAGGGCAAUUUACACUCCAAAUUUAAAUGAGUGAAUUUGAAUCUGUCUGUUUUGCUGUGACUUUUCAAUGUUUUACAGAAUAUAUAAAUUAGUAGUCCUGAUUUGUGGAAAAAAAGACAGCUGCAGACCAAUUGAGAAAUAUUUAUGAAUAUAUGUCAUGCGAUAUGUCUCAUUAUGUUAAGAUGCAUCUAAAAGUUAUCUUAAACUAAAUUAGGUAUUGCAUGAUAAUAUUAAAAUAAUAGGUAUGACUUGACAUACAGUAUUUAUCAUCUGAAAUGGAAAUUUGCAUCACAGGUCAAAUGUGAGUAAGGAACAUUGGCGUCCAUUUUGUACAUAUUUGGUUGGACAUUUUCCAAAUGUUGCACCAAUCUGUGUGGCCCUCAUGCAAUUGUAAGCAGCUCAGUGUGUUUGUGUGCAAUGAUCUUUCUUCGACCAUGUUUCCUCUAUAAUUGUCCUCAUUAUAUUGCAUCCUUUUAAAAAAUAUCAUAUUUUUAUGUAUGUUUUGUGAGUUUGAUAUAAAUAAAAAAAAUCUUUGUUGAUUUAUACAA
Sardina pilchardus (European sardine) is the source of this 2299-nucleotide messenger RNA. It is a transcript of the gene saraf, whose product is annotated as store-operated calcium entry-associated regulatory factor. Gene Ontology annotation, biological process: regulation of store-operated calcium entry. The record is from RefSeq and is a predicted model, not a curated record. Lineage: Eukaryota; Metazoa; Chordata; Actinopteri; Clupeiformes; Clupeidae. Bases 102 to 1211 code for a protein of 369 amino acids. Gene Ontology annotation, cellular component: endoplasmic reticulum membrane. The transcript is spliced from 6 exons.